Hylaeus anthracinus is the source of this 4018-nucleotide messenger RNA. RefSeq names its product ets DNA-binding protein pokkuri (gene aop). Gene Ontology annotation, biological process: regulation of transcription by RNA polymerase II; cell differentiation. Gene Ontology annotation, molecular function: sequence-specific DNA binding; DNA-binding transcription factor activity, RNA polymerase II-specific. Gene Ontology annotation, cellular component: nucleus. The record is from RefSeq and is a predicted model, not a curated record. The transcript has 6 exons. Lineage: Eukaryota; Metazoa; Arthropoda; Insecta; Hymenoptera; Colletidae. Bases 861 to 2264 code for a protein of 467 amino acids.
CAACGGCGAUCGCGGCUCGCGGUUCGGUGUUCAGUUGCUUGCCAGCUUCGAGGCUGAAUGGGUUAGUUCGUUCCGGUGUACCCCGUGGCUUUUAAAGGAUCGGCGAGGCUCAUCGAAUCCGUGUCCGAGGCGAAUGGAGAUCCGUUUCGUGUUCCCGUGUCUUCCUCGAGUUCGUCUGCUGCCCCCUGGCGACUCCGUUAACUCUGUUCACUCUGUUAACUCUGUUGUAUUCGUUUUCGAUAAGACGCCGAGAGAAAGAGAGAUAGGUGAUACCGAGUAGUGCCGACUGUGAUACACAUUGCCGCGUAGAUAGGCUUUAUGUGACAUAUGCCCGUGCAUGCAUGGAUAUUUUGAUACGUACGAACUUUCUUUACGCGGAUAACGCCGGGACAAACGAGAUUCCUGUGAAUACAUCGAAUCCUCGAUAACGAUUCGUCGCGGAUCUACUUGUGUGCUAAGGCGCAGGAUAUUGGGGUGAACAAAAUGUAUAAAUAAGUACAUAUAAGUAGGUGCCAAGAGAAGGAGAGGGAGAGAGAGAGAGAGAGAAAGAGAGAUAGAAGAAGAAGAGGCGGAAGAAACGAUACACGUGCGCGUGGUCGGUGUCUCGAAGAUACCUGUGGAUGCCAGGCUGGAGUUACGACGAUUUAGGGCGCGGAUUUCUGCCCGAUGACCACCGAGGCGGUUCACUUGUACUCGCUGCCCGAUCUUCACCACUGAUAUUACGCAGCAUUGGACGAUUUAUCGGACAACUCGUCGAUCGAGAUGAUCUGGUGAUUAGGUACCACUCCUGCUAGUCCAGGUGGAUAGGAUCCACGUAAUUGGCCAUAAGUGAGAGGAGGGAAUAGAAAGCGGGAAGUGCUAUGAAAUUGUUGCCAACGAUUCAGCUACCGCAAUUGCCGCCGGUCUCGGCCGGGGGUGGAAUGACGGGGAUGGACUCUCGGCUGCCACCAGGCAUAUCUUUGCCUUUCAGCCCCACGGAGCUGCUCUGGCGAUAUGGUCCAGCCAUGAAUUUUCCACCCACUCACCCACCGCCCACUCCCUUUCUCGACUUCAAGACUCAUCUACCAGCGAGUCUAGCCUCCGACCCGCGACUGUGGUCCCGCGAAGACGUGGCGACGUUUCUCCGAUGGGCCGAACGAGAAUUCGACCUACCCCAAUUCGACAUGGACAUGUUCCAAAUGAACGGAAAGGCUCUUUGCUUAUUGACAAAGGCCGACUUGGGAGAAAGAUGCCCAGGCGCGGGCGACGUGUUGCACAACGUGCUUUCGAUGCUUGCCAGGGACUUUAAUCAGCUUCAAAGGUGCCUUCCCAGUAGUCCCGUGACACCUACCAGACCCUCCGCGUAUCCUCUCAGCCCUCAUUCUCAUCCACCCACUCCCACCUGGACGGAGAACCCGUACACCGCGAACUUAGCCUCGUUAAUGUCCGCGAAUUCGGUGACAUUAUCACCUGCGCCGUCGGUGGACAGUCAAGCCGGUUCACCAGGACACACGGAGGGCACUCAAAGUCAAGUUUACAAGAGCGACUCCGACGAGGAUAACCAACAAGCGGCUACCGGAAGCCCGCCAGCCACGCCGACCGCUUUAGCAGCGCAAAGGCUAAGCGAAGUUUGCGUUAAGGAUCAACCAAGUCCCACGUUAACACAGCCAAUGAUGCCUCUGACGCCCGGUGCCUUCAGGACGAAUCCUGCCAACGCGAGGGAAUUUUUCCCAAACGAUUCGCCCGAACCCAAUACAAAUGGUAGACUUUUGUGGGAUUUUCUUCAACAACUUCUAAACGACCCUUCGCAACGAUACACACACUACAUCGCGUGGAAAAGUCGGGAAACGGGUGUGUUCAAAAUUGUCGACCCUCCCGGCCUAGCGAGGCUCUGGGGCAUCCAGAAGAAUCAUCUUUCCAUGAAUUACGACAAAAUGAGUAGAGCCCUUCGGUACUACUAUCGUGUCAAUAUCCUACGAAAGGUCCAAGGAGAACGGCACUGUUACCAGUUUCUGCGAAAUCCGACAGAACUGAAGAAUAUAAAGAACAUAUCUUUGCUGCGUCAGCAAAUGCGGAUAAAGUCGGAGCCGGAAGAAGAAGGAGGAAGUGGCGCCGAGCCGGAAAUCGAUAUGCCGACAGACCUCUCGAUGUCCAGCAUGAGUCAGCCAUCCAACGAGCAACAGCAACAACAGCAACCUCUACCUCUUCACGAUCCGCCUACGAAAUACAGAAGUCACGCGUACAAUCUCGUAAAAACCAAUCAAGAGUCGGAGGACAGGAAGUGACGCGAAACCUAGUGCCGAUUUGAUUGUGCGUUUUAAAUGCCGACAGUGUCGAUAGACCGUUUCACCGCAACGCAUCCUCGUCGCUCGUUCGCGAACAGAAAUGCGAUUUCUAGAAAAUCUCUUCGAUGAUGAAAUCUGCUUAUGAAGCGUAUCGAGGAGAACAACCGCGAAAGAAACUUCUUUCUACUGUCUGCCAUCAGGAAAUGAUUUCCAAGGGAUAUUUAUUAUCAUUCCGAAAUGACAGAAUCUGUUGGUUUCUACAUCGCUGCCGAUCAAACGACUAGAUAGAUACGAAAUUAGCGAAGAAACAAAUCCACGGACACGAAAGAAAUGAAUUGCAGACGUUUCCGGAACGAUAUAAAAAAAGACUGAUGAAAAGUACAUUCUACAAAGGUACGGAUCAACCUGCACUAUAGCGCCGAGGAGAAAAAUUGAAACAGAAAUAUGUCUUCUACUACUGUGCCUCGUCGAUGACCAAUCGACUGGUUUCAACCCUUUGCGGACGAUCGACGCAUAUGUACGUUCUUCCGUUGAUCCUGUACGGAUAGGUGAACGCCUAUCAGCGUUCAGAGUGUACACAGGGUAGUUUAUCAGAUAUUAACACCUAUGUUUACGUCCCUUAUCAUGCAUUGCGAAAAAUGUUUAAGAUAUAGUUGAAGUGGUUUCGAGGCACAUUCUGUUGUUAUUAGUAUAAUAUCCGCGCCUCCCAUACCCAACAAUAAGGAGUCAAACGAGAACACGAAACGUAUAGUCGCUGGAAGGGAUCUUGCGAGGUCGUAAACCGAAACAGUAGUUAUUGCUUUAUUGGCCCAGGUAACUGACCCGUAGGACGACAGGGGUGUCGCGGCUCUAAAGUAUACAUGCCACAUUUUACACCCACGGGCCCCAAGACUUGAUGUUUGCUACGCGGAUUUUUCCAAAUUGGAAAAACCGAAAACUUUAUAAAACGAAAUAGUCUUAUGGUAAUCGAUUCAUGCAUUACAGAAUUAUGUGUGAACAUACGUAAGAAGAAAAAAGUUAUUGAAAUAUGAACAUCCUAAUUCUGAUAUCAUACGGCCCUGAACGAAAAGUCUAGCUCUGUCCUCGUCUAAAAAGGUGUCAGAUUUAGAGAAAACGUUAAUAUCAUUCAUACGUUCUCCACGCAUUCACCUACAAAUACAAACUACUACCAGAAUGUGUCCAACUUGAAAUCGUUUUAAUUUUAUUUUAAUCAUUUUUCGCUAUGCAUGAUAAUAUUGAUAUAAACCGAGGUGGUUAUAUCCGGUGAACAAUCCUGUACAUUAUCCAUCCAACGCGUAACGUGGAUGUUGCUCCAAAAUGGACGUCUGCGAAGGGUUAAUUAUCAGUCGAUUCUUCAAGCGCUGAUCGAUUUUGCUUGAACGUUAAUAUCAUCUCUCUAUGACGUUCGAUUUUCAACCGAUUUUGAAUCGGCUCGAGGACCACCUCGAGUCCUUCCGAUGAUUGACUCCUACGGCCUCGCUUCGGAGAGCUCAGGAAUCGGUCGUCAUCCUGCAAUCCUGGAGGAUGCUUCAGUGAAGCUGAACUUUCGCGGAUAUUCCGCCAUCGGUUUUUCCAUCCCUUGUGUGCGCAAGACACGUGUGCGAGUGUGGAACGAUAUUCACUUCUACAACGAACUACUUUAGAAAGAUAUUUGAGGCUUUCACAGCCCAGUCUUCAUAGUUGAUACUAACCGAGGCUCCCGAGAUCUGAGUCGUGUCCUUUGAAUAAGAUACUCCGACGUUUUGUCAGCAUUA